Molecule: messenger RNA, 556 nt
Organism: Fomitopsis serialis
Lineage: Eukaryota; Fungi; Basidiomycota; Agaricomycetes; Polyporales; Fomitopsidaceae
Exons: 1
Coding region: 105-434 (109 amino acids)
Source: RefSeq, a predicted model, not a curated record
UUGCGGAUAAGCGUGGAAUCCUAAGGUACACUCGAAGUUCUGACUGGUGCAAUGUUGCUCACUUGACAAUACACAGGACGACAGUCUUCAAAGUCUGCUGAAUCAUGCGUCACCUACAAUGCCUACUGUAUUUAUACUUCGGGACGAUCAUCGCAUGCCUCUUACUACAACUCCAUUCGCAUCGCGCCGGGUCCCCUCACCACACGAGGAACGGACAAUCAAUUCUACAUAGAAGCCAUGAGCGCCCCACCACCUCCACCAUCGUACAUACCUGUCUACGUCAAUGCUCCAGCUCCAGCCUGGGUGCCAUAUGUUCCCGUCCUCCGCGCCACAAGAUCUCACCAAAUGCACCACUAUGCAGCAGCAUAUAUAUGAGCGGCAGAAACGCGAUAACCUACCCUUCCACACGACACGACACCCCCACGACUAAUUGACGACUUCGACUGCACGACUCUUUUUAUUUCACUGAAACAAUCGGACAGAACCAUGGGGUACGUAUCAAGCUGCUACGAUGUUCGUGAGAUACUAAUCGGAACUACCUUACUUAGCCUCAUCA